AUGGACAAUGAUGAAGAUCAAGUCGGAGGUGUCUUGACUGCUGCCAAGACUUUUAACAACACCACAGCAAGAUACAUUCGCCGAGAGCUUUGUCUUGUUCGUGCAACUGCUGCUAAAUACAAAUGCGCCACCCAAACACACGGAUGUGCUGAAAUACGCAUUGGAUGGGACGGCGAAAUACCACGCUGGCGCAGAGGCUCUGAACUCAGCUACGUCGUCUGUAUAGAAAGUUUCCCGGCCCCUCUUUCGUCCAUGGUGGAAGAUUCCAUGAAAGCAGCAAUUGGCAUGUGGAAUGAUAUUGGUGUGAGCUUUAAGCAAGUCGCACGUAACGACCCAGCUACAUUCGCUGUUAUAUACGAAAACCGCAACAGAAACGCUUACGCCUGCUCUUUCUUCCCUAACGAAUUAUCGCGCGAAUUAAUUAUAUACCCACCGAGUCUCCAAAAGACUAAUCAUUUAAGCAAUAUCCUAGCUCAUGAAGUAGGCCAUAUUCUAGGCCUUCGACACGAGUUUGCUCAUAAGAGAGAGAAAGGACUUCCUUCUGCUCUGUUUGGAAGCGAGAAUGCCGAUUCUAUUAUGAACUAUUUUGACCACCCAGAACAGCUCCAAGUAAGGGAACAAGAUCUCGAGGAGUUAGAAUGCUUCUACGCGUAUGACGAAGUACAAUAUGGGAAACUAUUGAUCCUUGACGUCAAUCCAGAGGUAUGGUUCCUCGGCAAGAUAAUGGCGAUGACUCAUGAUACCGAUUUGCUUCCUGAACUGCACUAA
Molecule: messenger RNA, 768 nt
Organism: Trichoderma breve
Lineage: Eukaryota; Fungi; Ascomycota; Sordariomycetes; Hypocreales; Hypocreaceae
Product: met-zincin domain-containing protein
Exons: 1
Coding region: 1-768 (255 amino acids)
Molecular function (GO): metallopeptidase activity
Source: RefSeq, a predicted model, not a curated record